Molecule: messenger RNA, 891 nt
Organism: Emys orbicularis (European pond turtle)
Lineage: Eukaryota; Metazoa; Chordata; Testudines; Emydidae
Gene: CABCOCO1
Product: ciliary associated calcium binding coiled-coil 1
Exons: 8
Coding region: 1-891 (296 amino acids)
Source: RefSeq, a predicted model, not a curated record
AUGUAUACAAUUAAUGAUAUCUUAGUGCUACUAGCACUUUCUUUUGCUUCAGAAGAAGGUCAAGAACAAGAUACUGUAGCUAGAGAGAUUAUGGCAUGGAAGUUUCUUUCUCUUCCCCAAAUUAGUGCUUUGUCAGAACAAAAUAUAGAAGGGGUUCAAAAAAAACUGGAAGAGUUUCUGAAUUUCAGACAAAUUAAGACAUCUUUGAAGGAAGCUGUUUUACUAGAUUAUUAUGUGUCGGGAUUUUGGUGGGCUAAAGAGAUGGACUUCACUCAUCUACAGCUCUCAGGAUUCAUGGCCAUCUUACACUUUCUGUUGGAGAACCUUAGCACCAAACAUAUUACGCUAGAAGACAACAUAAAAGAACUUGGGAGAGCAAUGGCUGGAAUAGGGGAGUCUCAUUCAGAAAAAGGUGGUGGCUUGGAUUUCUUCAGUGUUGAUCAAGCCAAGGCUAUAAUCAGUUACUUGAAGAUCAGUUUAUUUCAACACUAUAAACUAUAUGAAUAUCUUUUCCACAAUCCCAGGGAAGAACUUGUAAUAGGCGGUGAGCAGAAUGUGGUUGAACUUGUCAAACCAAUGGAUACACUUUUCCCUGCUCCGCUAGAAGAAGGUAUAUCUUACGAUAUGUAUUCAUCGUUUAUUGCAUUACCCCCAGAAUCAGAGGUGGAAACUGAGGAAAUCAAUCAAGAAUGUCAUCCAGAAGGGCUCCAACCAGAAACCGAAUCCUUGGACAUAGAUCCUAUGGCUGGGUUCACCAUUGAAGAUGUUAAGUCAGUAUUGGGUCAGAUCACAAAUGAAAUUAUUGGCAGCCUUCAGACUGAGAUAAACGAAAAACUGCAAAUGGAGGAGGAGGCUUAUACUGUGAGAAUAGACAAAUUAAAAAAUACCUGA